GACAAGUGGCAGCAGAUCCCAAUGAAGUGCACAGUGGUUUGGUUUAAAGGGUGCGCUGCCUUAGGGAGGCUACCAACUUUUCGAAUACCAUCGGGCAGUAGAGAGAUGGCUGCUGUGGAGAGCAGAGAGUGGUACAUGGCUGCCUAUGCACCCGAGGGAGUUCCAUCGUCCGAUCAUCUCAAACUCCGGACGAUAAAACUUCCACUCGACUCUGACUCAAUCCCUGAUCAACACGUGGUGGUUGAAGUCCUCUGGAUAUCCGUCGAUCCCUUCAUACGCUCCAAAAUGACUGGCAACGACGGAGGCCUGGACUUUCCCCAGUUUGGCCUCGGCGAGGUCCGCAGAUUACAACUCCACCUCAAAGUAAUUACAGAGUUAGCGAUCGGAAGAGUAGUUCGGUCCAAGGACGGAAAAUUCAGCGAGGGGGAUCUUGUGCUCAACGCUUUCUCUCCGGUUGCAGAGUUCUAUGUGGUACCGGCUGCGGUCCUCCGGAAGAUCGACCCAACGGCUGGGGUCGAACUGCCGAAUUAUCUCAGUGCUCUAGGAAUGCCCGGGUUUACUGCAUGGCUGGGGAUAGAGGUGAUCGGAGAAGCCAAGCCGGGAUCGAAUGUAUACAUAUCAGCGGCAGCUGGCGGCGUUGGAAUGUUCGCCGGGCAGUUGGCGAAGCUCAAAGGCUGUCGAGUGGUUGGAAGCGCUGGAUCGGACGAGAAGGAGGAAUUUGGAUACGACGAAGCAUUCAACUACCGUAAGGAGACUGAUUUUGACGCUGCUUUAAGCAAAUACUGCCCUAAUGGCAUAGACAUUUACUUUGAGAAUGUUGGUGGCAAGAUGCUAGAGGCCGUUCUCAAUCAUGUCAACAAAUAUGCUCGCAUUCCCCUUUGUGGUAUGAUAUCUGAUUAUAACACGCCAUGGACAGAGAGAGAAGGGGUGAGGAACCUACUAAACAUGGUAGGUAAAGAAGUGAUGAUGAAAGGGUUUUUGGUCGCUUCAUACUUGAACGGCUACUUCAAACAAGGAAAGAUUAACUCCAAGCACAAGGUUUAUGACGGGAUAGAGUGCUUCCAGGAGUGCUUUGCCUCCCUCUUCACUAGCUCCAAUAUUGGAAAAGUUGUCAUCCAA
Thlaspi arvense is the source of this 1119-nucleotide messenger RNA. Lineage: Eukaryota; Viridiplantae; Streptophyta; Magnoliopsida; Brassicales; Brassicaceae. The record is from the annotation of a GenBank genome assembly.